Molecule: messenger RNA, 189 nt
Organism: Ambispora gerdemannii
Lineage: Eukaryota; Fungi; Glomeromycota; Glomeromycetes; Archaeosporales; Ambisporaceae
Source: the annotation of a GenBank genome assembly
AUGUCGACAAAGAGAAAAUCGAUAUGCUCGAGUUUGGGGCAAGAUUCUGAUAAAGAGGAAAGUUGUUCAAAGUUUAACUCUCCCAAACUUAAAGCUCGUAAAUUCAGAGAGUUUAUAUGUAUAAAAGGCAAUAAUUCCGCAAUAAUAGCUUUUCCUUUAUCAGAAGUAAUUGAAAAACAAGUUUCUUGA